AUGGAAGCGGCGCGGAGGUCAGAAGACCCAUCCUCCAUGCCUGCGGUGUUCGACGAGGCUCCCAGUUCAGGCCAAGAAGGCCCACGCCUUGAAGGGCCCCUGGAUUCACUGCAUGCGCAGCCAGCGACUGGUCCUUCUGCGGAUCCAGCGGCGGAGGAAAUGCAGCCGGAAGCAGAGGCUGCGCAGGAGAGCGUGCAGGGGCCACCGGCAUGGCAGGUCCCGAAAGGCAUCCGCGUGAAGGAUGUGUGCGCCCUUGUGGAGGAGAACCGGGCCUGGAUGGAGGAGCCCACCGAGCGGAAGGGCCUGACCGGCCGGAAGAACAUGUACGACGUGUGCGGGAACCUCAUCAUCGUGAAAUGCACGAGCAGCGAGCGUGUCGUCGAGCUCUCGGAAGAGGACGUCGAGCAGAUCACGCGGUCCCUCCGAAAGGAUGCAACCGAGUCGAUCUUCGAAGGAGGCACGCUUCAGUGCCGGGAGGGCGUCCACCUUGGAGGAGUCCCCGUAGAGCACAUGACGAUUCAAGGGAUCCUCUGUGAAGGGGGAGACCUGCGCGUGAAGUACUGGAAGAGCGGCGACGAGCGCCAUGACAUGUGGAUGACCGCGGAGAAGCAUGGGCGGGUGCAGGGUAUGGACGCCAUCCCAGAGAAGCUUCGUGGCUUUAAUCUCGGCGAAGUGAACGCCCGGCGACACAAAGACAGGCUGCGAGCCGCAGGAACGGUUGUCGUGCUCCGCACUGGGGUCGCCUAUGUGGACGUCACCGAACAAGGAAAAUUCGCGCCCCUCGCCGGGUUCGUGUCGCACUAUUGGGGGCAGGAGACGAUCGAGUUCUCCGAAAUCCUGCUGCGGCAUGCCCAGAAGGUCUACCCAGAAGACCCAGGCGAGAUGUGCUACUAUGUCUGCACGUUCUCAAACAACCAGCACAGCGUUGACCUGGGAGGGGACGACCUUGCGCACUCCCCGUUUAACAUGGCCUUGGAGUACAUUGCGUCCUGCUACCGCGCGCGGCAGGAGUCGAUGUACGGCGCUGUGAUGAUGUUUGACAAGGCGUGUGCCCCACUCACGCGCAUCUGGUGCAUCUAUGAAAUCUUCAGAUGCCAUUCCUUGGGCCUUACACUCGACCUGUUCUCCUGCGAGGGCCAGAUCUGCCGCACCAGCGAGUCAGAGCUCAUGAACGAAAUCAUUGAGAGGCUCAGGAACCUGAACCUCCAGGAGGUCGGAAGUUCGGAGCCCCAAGACAAGCUCAACAUCGAAGCUGCCAUCUCCGACCACCCCGGCGGGGCCACGGCAGUGGCAGGAAAGGUCCAGCUCCAGGUCAUGGACCUCGUGACCUUUUCCGGGUGCCUCUCCAUCACUCGGAACGCGUUCACAGGUAAGCAGGUCGAGCCGGAAGAGAUCGAGCUGAAGGAUCUGUCGACCGGGGAGGUGAAGACAUCCAACGCCCUCAUCCAGGCCUGCAUCGAGGGUGGACUGCCGAGGAUCCUUCUUAUCGGGCCGGGCGGCUCGGGGAAGACGGUCUUUGCGAGGGAAGUGGUGAGGAGAGUCGUGGACUGGGCAAGACGGGACGCUGGCAUCAUACCUGUGCGUGUCCCCCUCGCCGAGCUUGCCUUGCACACGAAGGACCUUACCGGAGACCCGCUCCGGCGCUGGGCUGAGCGCGCCUUCGGUGCGGAGAGCCGGGAGCUCUUUCGAGGUGACCGGAAGCUCCUCCUGGUGCUCGACGGCUUCGAUGAGGCCGGUGCAGCGCGCCGGCGGAUCGUCGACUGGCUGCAGGGCUGGCUGGAGGCCCACAGCUGCCGCUAUGUCGGCCUCAUCAUGACCAGCCGUCCGUCAGGCACCGACCAGGUCCUGGAGGCCGACGGGGUCGUCCGCGAUGCGGUGCCCAUCCCGGUCUUUGCCCAGCUGUCCGCGACCUGCUUUGUCACUCGGGACCAGCUGCCCGAAAGGAGCCGCGUCGAGCUGCGAGGCAGCUCUGUUGGCCUGACCACGAGACUGAUGGCCUCAGUUGCACAGGGCUUCCUCCUCCACCGCUUCGUCUUCAAGCGCAGCGAGGUCGACAAUUUGCCAGAGGUUGACCUUCAGCCAGGAACGCACCGAGUGAAAGUCCGGCGGAAGGAUCCCCGCCAGAUCUUCUCUGCAGCGGUGACGCUGCAGGGGCCAGCGGACGCCGCCCGAGUUCGGGGCGGGCUCCUGGAGCAGGCGCUUCGGGACGCCGGCGGCGAGCCCUCGCGCUCCUACAAGGUGGGGGUCGUGUGUGGCGAGCGGCUUAGAAUCCUCAACGAGGACCUCAGUGCUCUCGAUGGUUUGCGCCAAUGUUUCCCGUGCGACGUCUACUUGUGCCAGACGUCGGACUCGGAGCCCAGAGACAUCGAGGAGAAAUCGGAAGACGUCGACGUGACCGUGCAAGCCAUUGGGGAUAGCCAUGUGAUCCUCACAGGCAGCCUGAAAGUUGGCGACGUCCUGGUGUUGAAUGGUGAAAAUAAAGAGAGGAGCUAUAUGCUGUGGCCGCCUCGCAGCUGCUUCAUCCUCACCAUGGACACAGCAGUCACGGAGUGCCCUACAGAGUUGACUCAGAUCACGGCGCAGACAGAGCUCUCCACCGGGCUCGGCUUCCAGCCUCUGGAGCUGCUGCCGCUCACGGAGCUUGCGGCAACGAGGAUCGCAAAGUGUCGGGAGGACGAGCUGCGAACUCUGCCUGGCGAGGUCUGGCAGACCCCGCUGAUGGCAAGCCUGCUGUGCAAGUACCGCGAAGAGCACGAGGAGCUCCCGGCCGCUGGCGCUGUGGCCGAGCUCGAGCUCAUGCGGUUUGCUGUCGAGGCUCUUCUGGCGCAGGCAGCGCAGCGCACCGGCAGCUCGGGGCUGCGUGAAAUGCUGCGCCCCGUCUGCCUGCGAGUGCUCAAGGCAGGACAGCGGCUUCUACGAGAGGCGGACUUCGCGGGCAAGGAGGUGCUGUUCCAGGAAGCCCUGAGAGGGCACCUGAGCUUCUUCGAGCCGGCCGCCGGCCAUGACGCUGUACAGAUCUACCAUCUCCGCAUGCACGAGCUCCUGGCAGCGGAGGCCUGGAGGGACUCGCAGCCCCCUGCCCAGGACCGGCAGGGCUGGAAGAAUGCCUUCGGCGAGGUGCAGGCGCAGCCCAUGCUGCGAGGAGCCCUGUGCUACGUCCUCAUGAUGGCGAUGCCGGAGAUGGCCCAGAUGCCGGAGCUCCAAAUUGAUCUCAGCGAGCUCCAGCAUCCGCUGGCAGCUGCAGAACUGGAGAUCCUUUGCAGAGGACUUCAGACGUGCCUCCAGCCCCGGUCCGAAAAGCUCCUGCUGCACCUCCUGGAAGGUUCCAGCAUCGGCCUGGAGGGAGCCCGGGGCCUGGGCGCGGCGCUGCGGCGCUUCGGCCAGCUCCGGGAGCUGGACCUGGGGUUGAGGGAGGCGGAGGCCGGCCUCGGCGCGGAGGAGGCAGCCGCUCUGGCCGGCGGGCUCGCCCGCCUCCAGGAGCUGACCCAGCUGAAGCUCGGCUUAUACCGAAACGAUCAGCUCGGCGCCGAGGGCUGGCGCUCGCUGGCAGAAGCCCUCGGCGGCCUCCCGAAGCUGGCGGCGCUGGAGCUUGGUCUCGGCCACUGCAAGCUCGGCGCGGAGGAGGCAUCCGCUCUGGCCGGCGGGCUCGCCCGCCUCCAGGAGCUGACCCAGCUGAAGCUCGGCUUAUACCGAAACGAUCAGCUCGGCGCCGAGGGCUGGCGCUCGCUGGCAGAAGCCCUCGGCGGCCUCCCGAAGCUGGCGGCGCUGGAGCUUGGUCUCGGCCACUGCAAGCUCGGCGCCGAGGAGGCAGCCGCUCUGGCCAGCGGGCUCGCCCGCCUGCAGGAGCUGACUCAGCUGAAGCUCGACUUAGGUGGCAACGAGGAGCUCGGCCUCGGUCGCUCGCUGGCAGAAGCCCUCGGCGGCCUCCCGAAGCUGGCGGCGCUGGAGCUUGGUCUCGGCCGCUGCAAGCUCGGCGCGGAGGAUGCAGCCGCUCAGGCAGCAGCUCUGGCCGGCGCGCUCGCCCGCCUGCAGGAGCUGACUCAGCUGAAGCUCGACUUAGGUGGCAACGAUGAGCUCGGCCUGCAAGGCGGCCUCGCGCUCGCGGGGGCUCUCCGGCGGCUCCCGGCGCUGGCCAAACUGGACGCUGACUUCAGAACGCUGUACCCCUGCGAGGGCGUGGAGGAGAAAGCGGAGCUCCGCGCAGCCCUGGAGGCGCUGCCAGUGGCCGAGAAGACGAUCAAAGUCUGA
This is a messenger RNA of Symbiodinium natans, 4248 nucleotides long. NCBI's taxonomy places the organism in Eukaryota, Dinophyceae, Suessiales, Symbiodiniaceae. The record is from the annotation of a GenBank genome assembly.